Thrips palmi is the source of this 1055-nucleotide messenger RNA. Its product is annotated as alpha-tocopherol transfer protein-like. The coding region runs from base 35 to 895 and encodes 286 amino acids. Gene Ontology annotation, cellular component: membrane. Gene Ontology annotation, molecular function: phosphatidylinositol bisphosphate binding. The record is from RefSeq and is a predicted model, not a curated record. NCBI's taxonomy places the organism in Eukaryota, Metazoa, Arthropoda, Insecta, Thysanoptera, Thripidae. The transcript has 7 exons.
CCUUGCGCUACGCUGUGCCGCUCCGCGCCGCGCCAUGGCGACGACAGCCGAGCCCGCGCGGACACAGCCCGGCCCGGACUGGGACCUGCCCGCCGUGCCCGGCGACGACUUCCAGCCGGCCUGGGACCAGCAGCUGACCGGCAGCCACGCGGAAGCACUCCGGGAGUUCGCCGAGUGGGUGCGAGCGGAGGGACUGCCCGACGCCCCCGACGCUCAGCUUGUUAAAUUCGUGCACAGUUGCGACUAUGAUUUGGAAAAAGCCAAGAAGUGCGCCAAGGAUUUCUACUGGUGUCGGAAAGAGAUGCCAGACUUCUUUACCAACUGGGACACAAGUCUGCCCAACAUCCAAGGAAUACUCGAUGUAAUUACGGUUGCUAUUGUUCCACGACGGACACCUGACAACAGCCGAGUUAUCAUCAAUUCUCUUAGGACUUCCGACACAACGAAUUACGUGAUUGCUGACGUCUGCAAGGUAUCACUUAUGCUUUUGGAGACCAUAUUUUUAACGGAGCCCACUGUCGGUGGCAUUGUUAUGAUCCAUGAUCUCGACAAAGUAACGUUCAGUCAUUUCUUCAAAAUGCUCUGGUCAAUGCCAAAGAAGAUGCAGGUUUAUAUGGAGGACGGUAUUCCAAUCAAACGAGAUAGAGUUCACCUGGUGAACUGUCCGGGCCUCAUAGACAAAGCUUUAAAGCUCAUGCGUCACAUGGGGAGACAAGAGGACUGGGACAGGAUGCGGGUUCACAAAGGUGGCGAUUACACCGAGUUGCACAGCCUCGUCCCGCCAGAGUGCCUGCCCUCUGAACUGGGCGGCACCCAGCCGUCCCUCGAAGAUCUCCAUGAUAUGACGGUGCAAAGACUCGCCGAUUUCAAAGAGAUUUUCCGAAAACAUUCAUGAUGAGUCACGGAAUAAGUCAGAGUCAGGGUGGACAUCCGAGGUACUGUAUAUCAUCGCAUGCACCACAAAUAAACAGAAGAGGCACAGUCAUAUCACCUUCAGUUAAACGAAAUGUCAUCACAAAAGUAUAUGUAAAUAAAUAAAUUGGAAAAUAAAUCAA